Molecule: messenger RNA, 962 nt
Organism: Vanrija pseudolonga
Lineage: Eukaryota; Fungi; Basidiomycota; Tremellomycetes; Trichosporonales; Trichosporonaceae
Gene: ECI2
Product: Enoyl-CoA delta isomerase 2, mitochondrial
Exons: 3
Coding region: 120-935 (271 amino acids)
Source: RefSeq, a predicted model, not a curated record
CGUUCACACCAUCCACCUCGUGCUCCGUCUUGCCGUCCUGCCGCUUCGACACGAAAGAGUACUUAUCAAGAACGUCCACACGAAGUAACGACAGCCCCACCCUCGACGCAGACGACACGAUGGCAGCCGCCCGUCUCCCGAAAUUCACAGAGGUCCUCGCGACCGUCCACCGCUCCGGCGUCCUCGAGCUGCGGCUCAACACGCCCGAGAACCUCAACAGCAUGACGGUGAAGAAGUACCGCGACCUCGUCGACGGCCUCCACUUCGCCCGCGACGACAAGGACAUCUCGGCCGUCGUGCUCACCGCCAACGGGCGCUUCUUUUCCUCUGGCGCCGUGCUCGCCGGCCCGGACCGCCUGGCACCCAACUCGCCCGGCCUGCUCGGCGCCAAGGAGUACAUCUCGACGCUGAUUGAUUUCCCCAAGCUCAUUGCGACGGCCCUUCAAGGCCCCGCGUUCGGCAUCGCCGUCACCACCCUCCCCUACUUUGACCUCGUGUACGCUGCGCCCGAGGCGACCUUCACGACGCCGUUCUCGCGCAUCGGCGUCAACCUCGAAGCCUGCUCGUCGGUCACCUUCCCGCCCAUCUUCGGCCCGUCAAUGACCACCCGUCUACUGCAGCUCUCGCAGACCAUCAGCCCCAAGGAGCUCGAGUACACUGGCCUGUUCCGCGAGAUCCUGCCCAAGGAGGGCAUCCAGGAGGCAGUUGUUGAAAAGGUCGCGCAGCAGAUCGAAGGCCUCUCGCGCCAGUCGUUCGCGGUCUCCAAGAGCCUGCUCCGCUCGCCCGAGGUCCGCGCACACCUGCACUCGGUUAACGACAGGGAGAUUUCCGUGAUCAGCAAGACGAUGGAGACGGACGAGCACAAAGAGUAUCUCCAGAAGUUCUUUGACGCGCAGAAGGCCAAGUCGAAGAAGGCAAAGGAGGCAAAGUUGUAAACGCAGGCAAUGCAUAGUGUACAGGUU